GCUCAUCGGUUGUAAACAGAGGUCCUUCCGGUCCCGGGCGCACGUUUCGAUUCCUCCUGAUGGCGCAGAGCUGCCGAGCCUCUCUGACGACUGUGACCGCUCCGCUCCGGCGUCACACUGAAAUGUAGCCGCAACGGCGUCGGAGCAUCCACACAUUGAUUGCAUGAACCGGGGAUGUCUCGUCCCGCUCCGUCCCCCAUCUACACCCUGAGGGGGGCUGGUGGGCCCCUCAACACCCUGCACUUUAGCUGCUUCGGAGGGGACACGCCCCUCCUAUUUUCCGGGUCGGGGAAGGGUGCCAUCCACAUCUGGAACCUGAACAGCAGGAGGGCUGAGAAGAUUUUAGAAGGUCAUUCUGGUAACUCGGUCAUCUGGGUCGACACACUGGAGUCGACAGGCGCCCUCAUCAGCCAGGGACGGGACACGCGUGUCUGGCUGUGGGACCUCAGAGAAGGUCGUAGUGAGGUGGUGGACUCUGUGUGGACCGGCAGCGUUGGAUUCUGUCAGAGCUCUCUGCUGGAGUCGAGCCCCGGGAUCUACCUGCUGGCCUUCGCCGGACAACAGACGGAGGAGAUCAAGAUCAUUGAGCUGCCCAGUAAGACUCCAGUCUGCACCCUGGUACCAGACACCAAGCUGGGGAUGGUGAUGUGUAUCAAACUGUGGCAGCCAGACUCGGGCCCCGGACCUCUCCUGUUGGCGGGAUACGAGGACGGCUCCCUGUUGCUGUGGGACGUUACCCAGAGGUCCAAGCUGAGCCAGGCCAAAGCCCACCCUGAGCCGGUGAUGUGCCUGACCUUUGACACCGAGCGUCUGAGGGGCAUAUCGGGCUCCUCUGAGAAGAAGCUCUCCCCCUGGAUGCUGGACAGACAGAACAACUUGCAGCUCCAGGACUGUGUGCCGCUGGUCAACCCCGGUGUUUCCCACCUGUGCAUCAGGCAGGACGGUAAGCUUCUGGCGUCGGCGGGCUGGGACCAUCGGGUGCGGGUCUUCGGUUGGAAGAGGCUGCGACCGCUGGCAGCGCUUCAGUACCACACGGACAUGGUGCUGAGCGUCGCCUUCUCAGACCACCAGGACCCCAGACGAAGGCUGCUGGCUGCUGGAUCCAAGGACCACAGGGUGAGCCUGUGGUCAAUAUACAGCAGCAACGACGGCGACAACGACGGCUGAACCUCUGACAUUUGGGAGGACUCACACUUUCACCCGAGCAUUCGCGACCGUCGUCCGUGCUGAGGCAAUGUGAUGCAACUGCUGCUGGAUGCUUCCAACGUUCUUGUCUGCUGCAUGGUUUAAAAAAAAAAACUGUUUCGCCAAGUAGCACCAUAGAGAGGCUUUUCUGGUAUUUACAAAUAUAGAAACACUUUGCAACAGCACCACAAACUACACCCUGCAGAAUGAUUGAACUGCUCUUUAAAUGCAGCUUUAUAAAAAUAAAACUUCUUGAAGCUAA
Messenger RNA from Scophthalmus maximus (turbot), 1447 nucleotides. RefSeq names its product guanine nucleotide binding protein (G protein), beta polypeptide 1-like (gene gnb1l). NCBI's taxonomy places the organism in Eukaryota, Metazoa, Chordata, Actinopteri, Pleuronectiformes, Scophthalmidae. The transcript is spliced from 7 exons. Gene Ontology annotation, molecular function: protein binding. The record is from RefSeq and is a predicted model, not a curated record. The coding region runs from base 175 to 1167 and encodes 330 amino acids.